AUUUUAAUUAUUAUUAUUAACAAAAACAAAUACUUUCUCACGUAACAAAUCCUUCCAUCUUCUUCCUUCCCUGUAAAUCGCAGGAUCUAACAAGUUGGUGUGGACGAGGAAAUUGAAUUGGCUAAACAAGUUGACAAACCCUUCUUUACCUCAAAUUUUCAAAUCCUUCCAUUGUAGCAAAUCAACAUUCAUACUUUCAUUGUAGCAAAUCAAACGAGCAAAGACAACUGGUUUGGAUCGAUCGAGAAGCAGAGCAAAGUGAAGACAACGGAAGGUUCUUUGAGGCUUUGAGUCAUGGAGGGUAGACCAAACAGUCAAAAUCCAUUGUUCGUGAACGUAGCUUCAGGGGAAAUGUUGUUAGAGAGUUGUUGAACAAGUGGCCAGAUCUUACUCAAAUGAUCGAUGAGAAUGGGAAUUCUGCAUUGCAUCAUGCUUGUAAUAAAGGACACAGAGAGAUUGUAUGGAUACUACUAACACGCGAUUCAAAUCUUUCUUUACAAUACAACAACAAUGGUUAUACACCAUUGCAUCUUGCAGUGAUGAAUGGGAAAGUCUCAAUCCUCAACGAUUUUGUAUCGGGAAGUGCUGCAUCGUUUCACUAUACCACAAGAGAAGAAGAGACAGUAUUUCAUUUAGCUGUGAGAUAUGGAUGCUAUGAUGCUUUGGUUUUCUUGGUGCAGGUUGCAAAUGGUACAAACUUAUUGCACUGCCAAGAUAGAUAUGGCAACACUGUCUUACAUCUAGCAGUUUCAGGCGGUCGCCAUAAGAUGACAGAUUUCUUGAUCAACAAGACAAAGCUGGAUAUCAAUAUUAGGAAUAGUGAAGGGAUCACAGCACUUGACAUUCUUGAUCAGGCUAUGGACAGCAUAGAAAAUAGGUACCUACAAGCAACAUUCAUCCGAGCUGGUGCUAAGAGAAGCCUCCAAUCUUCCUCCUUUUCACUUGAACUAGACAAGACCAAUUUUCCCUCACCACCAUCUAGGCGUUCUCCGUCGCGAAGGUAUAUAUCUAAUGAAAUGGAAGUGCUAAGCGAAGUGGUUUCUUAUGAUUGUAUUAGUCCUCCACCGGUUAGCAAAAGCACUGAAUCUAGAUCACCUCAGCCUCAAAUAAGUGAGAGGUUUGAGAAUGGAACCUAUAAUCCAUAUUACUUCUCACCGACUAAUUUAGUGAAACACAAGCAUCAUAAUAACAAAGAAAAAACGGAAAAUAUGAACCAUACUAAGAGGAAAAACUAUCAUGAGAUGCACAAAGAGGCAAUACUAAAUGCAAGAAACACUAUUGUAUUAGUGGCUGUUUUGAUUGCAACUGUAACUUUUGCUGCUGGUAUUAGUCCACCUGGUGGUGUGUACCAAGAAGGACCAAUGAGAGGCAAAUCAAUGGUUGGUAAAACAUCAGCUUUUAAGGUAUUUGCAAUAAGCAAUAACAUAGCACUUUUCACCUCAUUAUCUAUAGUUAUUGUUCUUGUUAGUGUCAUUCCAUUUAGAAGAAAACCACAAACAAUACUAUUGAUCAUUGCUCACAAGGUUAUGUGGGUCGCUGUUGCGUUUAUGGCAACUGGUUAUGUUGCAGCUACAUGGGUGAUUUUGCCACAUAAUCAAGGGAUGCAAUGGCUAACUGUUGUGUUAAUAGCACUUGGUGGUGGCUCUUUAGGUACAAUUUUCAUUGGUCUUAGCGUGAUGCUUGUUGAACAUUGGCUUAGGAAAUCUAAGUGGAGAAAGAAAAGAAAGGAAAGUGGGGAUGGAAAUGCAGAUUCAGAUAAGGAAAGUGAAAAUUCAGAUUUUCAAAGCUCUUAUCUACAAGGUUACCAUUCAUAUUGAUUCAUUUGUUGGCUCCUAAGAUGAAAAUAUUAUGUACUAUGUGUAGAAAAUUAUUUGUACAUUAAAUAUCACUUCUUCAAGAAUGUUAACUAUGUAUAUUCCAAAAUAUUUUCUAAAACUGUUUCAUACAGCAGAAUCAGGCAGAAAAAGUUAUAGCACGGUAACAUCGGAAAUUCUAAA
Trifolium pratense (red clover) is the source of this 1997-nucleotide messenger RNA. RefSeq names its product ankyrin repeat-containing protein ITN1-like. Bases 396 to 1817 code for a protein of 473 amino acids. Gene Ontology annotation, cellular component: plasma membrane. The record is from RefSeq and is a predicted model, not a curated record. Lineage: Eukaryota; Viridiplantae; Streptophyta; Magnoliopsida; Fabales; Fabaceae. Gene Ontology annotation, molecular function: protein phosphatase regulator activity; protein phosphatase 1 binding. The transcript has 4 exons.